This is a messenger RNA of Fusarium odoratissimum NRRL 54006, 759 nucleotides long. RefSeq lists its product as uncharacterized. The record is from RefSeq and is a predicted model, not a curated record. NCBI's taxonomy places the organism in Eukaryota, Fungi, Ascomycota, Sordariomycetes, Hypocreales, Nectriaceae. The coding region runs from base 1 to 759 and encodes 252 amino acids. The transcript is spliced from 5 exons.
AUGGCCGCACCCAAGGUCUUGAUAAUGAUGAGCGACGCGGGCCACGAUCCCACGGAGACGGCCGUCCCCUAUGCUGCUUUUAAAGAAGCAGGUUUUACAGUCCGAUUCGCUACAGGAACUGGAAAGAUCCCAGAAUGUGAUAAGAUGAUGAUGGAAGGCGUUACAGGGAAACUUCUGGGAGCAACAGCUGCUGUGGUAAAUCAAUACAAGGCCAUGCUAGAGUCAGACGAGGCUCGACAUCCACUAUCAUGGGCUGCGCCUGGCUUCUCGCUCGACGAGUAUAACCUCGUUCUCUUACCUGGCGGACACGACAAGGCUGUGCGACAAAUCAUCGACUCCAAGGAAGUGCACAAUCUCAUGCUUGACUACUUCCCCAAGACAAAGAAGCCGAGCAACAAGGCCGUAGGUGCCAUCUGUCAUGGCGUCAUGGUGCUGUCAUCUGCUAAAGGCAGCGAUGGUAAGAGCGUGAUCCACGAGUGUACCACAACUACACUGCCUGGAUUGUUUGAGAGCUCUGUAUACUGGGCUACUAGGGCGUUUCUGGGUGAUUAUUACAAAACAUAUGGCGCUGGUAGCGAGAACACGGAAGAUUCUGUCCGCAGUAGCCUUGCUGAUGAUAGUAAGCAGUUUAAGGGAAGCAAUAGUUUUAAUCCCUUUGUUGUCAGUGAUAACGAGUAUAAUUAUAUCUCUGCAAGAUGGCCCGGCGAUGCAGACCUAUUCGCCAAAACUUUGGUAGAUCUUGUGCGGGAGUCGCAAUAG